This is a messenger RNA of Clonostachys rhizophaga, 945 nucleotides long. The record is from the annotation of a GenBank genome assembly. Lineage: Eukaryota; Fungi; Ascomycota; Sordariomycetes; Hypocreales; Bionectriaceae.
AUGAGCCUGAAGCAUCUUUCAGACAUCCCGACCCCACCGCCCUCUAGAGAGGGCUCAUUCAAUAGUGAUGUUGAAUCGGUCUGCAGCAGCGUAUCAUCAGAGAUUCGUACUCCUCACGGGCGAUCCCCUCAUACCGAGACUGAUGACGUAUCAAGACCGCCAAGUCGGAAUGAUGAUGCCUCAAUUGCCCCCCUCGCGUACCCGGCUUCGUCGCCCGCCUCUUCCAUCAAACUACCCAGCUAUAAUGAGUUCUUGGAUGGAGUCAAAGCCAUGGGCCAAUCCUUCGAACCAGCUCCCUCUUGGUCACCAGUAACAACACCUCGCUGCAUCAGUCACGGUCUGUACGACCAACAGCCGACGCCUUCGCACUAUUCCUACCAAGGCACUAGCCCCUACACCCCCCACGAUUACUCUGUCUCCCCUCAUCACUAUCCUCCGCCGCCAUACGGUUACGACGGCUACCCAAACCCAGCCACAGACCCCGAGGGAAGGCACAUCAACAAGAAGUACUCAACAGAGGAAGGAGACUUCAUCAUCUACGCAUGGCACGACAAGAAGCUCAAGUGGCAGGCCAUCAAACAAGAAUACGCUAUGAUUUUUGGUAAAAAGCCGAGGCGAACGGUCCAAGGCCUGCAGGCAUGGUACUACAGGAUGAACCAAAAAAUCCCGGUCUGGGACAGUGAUGGUUGGCUCAUUUUUGACGGAGAGGACGAGCUUGAGCCACGACAAGUCAGUAUCAAAUGCCGCGAAAGGGACCAGGGCCGAAGGCGAGUGCCUGAGCUCAUGGGCCUUGCCCAACGAUACCCAGAACGGCUCAUGGGCUAUCACUGGGUCGAUCCAGAAAUUAAGCAGCAAGCCAGAGAUUGGGCGGCAAAGCGAGAGCUUCAGUACCGAGAGCGCCGUGAGAGACGAAAGAAGAAGGAGGCACGAAGGGCGCGGCUGUAG